Molecule: messenger RNA, 1280 nt
Organism: Aegilops tauschii subsp. strangulata
Lineage: Eukaryota; Viridiplantae; Streptophyta; Magnoliopsida; Poales; Poaceae
Product: DNA replication complex GINS protein SLD5
Biological process (GO): DNA-templated DNA replication; double-strand break repair via break-induced replication
Cellular component (GO): GINS complex
Source: RefSeq, a predicted model, not a curated record
GCGCUCACACCUCACGGCCCAGCAGUCCAGCACUAGCCUCACUCCCGAACACAAACCCCUGCGAUUUUGCCUCCUCCUCCGGUCUCGCCGUCGCCGUAGCCACCGCCACCGCCGUACAAGUCCGAGCCCCCGCGCCACCGCCCCCCUCCCCGUCCGUGCUAGUUCUCGCCAGGCCGGUGCCGCCCCUUCCUAACCGCCUCGUUCCUCGCCGCGCCGGCGCUCGCUUCGCCAGUUAGCGACAGAGGAAGGGAGUGGCGACGAUGUCUUCGUGGGAGGACGAGGACUCCGCCGCCGCGUCGGCCGCGGCGACCACGGACGUGGAGCUGCUGAAGCGGGCCUGGCGCAACGAGAAGGCCGCGCCGGAGAUCCUCCACUUCGACUCCGCCCUCGUCUCCCGCGCCCGCGAGCAGAUCCAGCUCCUCGAGGAGACGCUCGACGACUUCACGGAUAACGGCGUCGACGACCUGGUGGUCUCGCUGUACCAGAUGGACCUCGACCGCACGCUCUUCCUGCUCCGCUCCUACCUACGCCUCCGCCUGCAGAAGAUUGAGAAGUACAUGUUCCACAUCGCCAAUUCUGAGGACCUCUUGAGCCGGCUGUCGCAGCAGGAGCAGCGAUUCGCCAAGAGCUGCAAGGAGAUCAUGGAGAAGCAUCUUGAGCAGUCAGUGCUGUCAAAGCUUCCCUACGGUUAUGACUCGGUAACGAGGCAAUCCUUAUCGAGCACGGAGGAUGACAUGGUUCCAGAGCCUCAGCUUGACACAUUUGUCUUCUGCAAGACCAAGAGUGACGUAGGAGCAUUCCAGCUAGACGACGUAGGGGAGGAAGUUGUGGAUCUGGUGGCUGAUGACUUGUAUGUCCUUCGGUACAAGUCCAUCAAGGGCCUUGUCGAGGCUGGUCGAAUUGACCUUAUUUGAUGUGAGCCACAAGGCUUAAACAGAAGACAAAGGUGCCAGAAUCUUCUGGAUUCUAAACAGAAGACAAAGGUGCCAGAAUCUUCUGAAUUCCUUGUAAGGUACUCCCUCCGUCCCAUAAUAUAGGAGCGUUUUUUACACUAGUGUCGUGUCAAAAACGGUCUUAUAUUAUGGGACAGAGGGAGUAGAAAUGAAGUGGUUCUAAUAUGUGUACUCUAGAACGACCAGUUAUGAGACUGGACUAUCUUUGUAUGUAUCAGUAAUUUUUUUGCUUUGUCUGAAUUGUCUCCAACUCAUGUUCUUCAAGAAUCAAGAUUGUUAUGUUGUUGAUAAGAAGCAUUCAGAUCACCAGUGGUGAUCAAAAGCUUU